Molecule: messenger RNA, 1304 nt
Organism: Aspergillus eucalypticola CBS 122712
Lineage: Eukaryota; Fungi; Ascomycota; Eurotiomycetes; Eurotiales; Aspergillaceae
Product: Hsp20/alpha crystallin family protein
Exons: 1
Coding region: 117-1121 (334 amino acids)
Biological process (GO): protein complex oligomerization; response to heat; protein folding
Source: RefSeq, a predicted model, not a curated record
CCUCUCAUCAUUACCUUCUCCUCCUCUUUACACAAUCCGACACUCCAGUUUUAGCUAAAACCUCAUAAUAUCAUCAUACAAACCCAAACCACAACAAGCACCACACAAGAAUCAACAUGGCCAACAUCCGUGAUCUCAAUCAACUCCCUCCCUACUGGGAAGUCGUCGCCAGCAUGGAAGAACCAAGCUUUGCUCACCCCUUCUUCGCCGGUCACAACCACAACCACAUGCCACAUGGCGAACACUUUGCUGGUGCUGCAGACUUUGAUCUGCCCCAUCGCGGCCGCCAUGGCCCUCACCACCGCCGCCACCGCCGCGGAGAGCCUGUGACUGAAGACGAAGAACCUACCCAGACCGAGACUGCCGAAGAUGACGAACCCUCCUCUUCCUCCUCCGACGAGGAAGACCAUGACGAACCCCGGAAAUGCAAGCGUCACGGUCGCCACGGUGGUUUCCACGCCAAAGGCGGCAAGGGCCGUCAUGGACCUGGUCGCCACGGGCGCGGUCCAUGGGGAAAAUUCGACCACCCCCCUCAUCCCGGAGCAUUUGGAGCUUGGGGAGCUGAUUUUCAGGGACCCCACGGUGGAUUUGGCCCCCAUGGCGGUUUCAGCCAUGGGCCGCAUGGUCGGUUUGGACCCUACGGGGGUCGACACAUGCGCGGUGGCUUCAAGCAUGGUGGUCGCGGCGGACCGCACCGUGGCUUUGGCCCAUUUGGAUUCAAGGAGUUCGGCCACCAUCGUCACGGCAAGCAUCACAAGCGCGGCGACUUUUUCCACCCCGAGGUGGAUGUAUUCGACACUACCGAGGCCUUUCUAGUGCAUGUUUCGCUGCCCGGAGCGAAGAAGGAAGCGGUGGAAGUAAAGUGGGACCCGAAGAAGUUCGAGCUGAAUGUCAGCGGAACGAUUGAGCGCCCUGGCGAUGAGGAAUUGCUGAAGACAUUGGCGUUGGAUGAACGUCGCGUGGGGACUUUCGAUCGCCAGGUGCGGUUGGGCAGUGUGUUCCAGCCCGUGGAGGUGCUUGUCGAAGGCAUCACGGCUGAGAUGGAAAACGGAGUGUUGAACAUCAAGUUGCCCAAGGUGGAAACGGACGUGGUGAUGGUGACGCGUGUGGAUGUGCAGUGAAGACUUUCUCUUUCUUUCUGGAAGACACAAUCGUAUUUCUUCCAUGAUGGAGUGAUAUGACUUAAGGCGUUGAAAUGUUUGUUGUUAGUAUUGUUAUCAAGAUUGAUGGUUAUUUGCUUGAGUACUGUACUUAAUGAAAUGAAAAUGGGAUCUCUGAUCCCCAGAUCUCCAACAUGAUGAAAA